Suncus etruscus (white-toothed pygmy shrew) is the source of this 2153-nucleotide messenger RNA. It is a transcript of the gene CTTN, whose product is annotated as cortactin. Gene Ontology annotation, molecular function: actin filament binding. The transcript has 17 exons. The coding region runs from base 200 to 1684 and encodes 494 amino acids. Gene Ontology annotation, biological process: regulation of actin filament polymerization. The record is from RefSeq and is a predicted model, not a curated record. NCBI's taxonomy places the organism in Eukaryota, Metazoa, Chordata, Mammalia, Eulipotyphla, Soricidae. Gene Ontology annotation, cellular component: plasma membrane; actin filament; site of polarized growth.
UGGAGCGUCCCGGGAGCCGCGGAGCGCGGGGCGGCGGCGGGAGGAAGGAGGACGGAGCCCGGCAGGCGGCGGCGAGAACCAGCCCCCCGAUGCCCGAGGAGCCCCACCCGGACCGAAGAGUCUCUGGCAGCGAUUACUGAGUGGCCCCAAGUCCUUGGCUGCAGACAAGCCUCAAGCCCAGACCCCAUCUGUCCUGCAGAUGUGGAAGGCUUCCGCGGGCCAUGCUGUGUCCCCCCCACAGGAUGACGGGGGUGCUGACGAUUGGGAGACGGACCCCGACUUUGUGAAUGACGUGAGUGAGAAAGAGCAGAGAUGGGGGGCCAAGACCGUGCAGGGCUCUGGCCACCAGGAGCACAUCGACAUCCACAAGCUGAGAGAAAACGUGUUCCAAGAGCACAAGAGCCUCAAGGAGAAGGAGCUGGAGACCGGCCCCAAGGCCUCGCGCGGCUAUGGGGGCAAGUUCGGCGUCGAGCAGGAUCGCAUGGAUAAGUCGGCCGUGGGCCACGAGUACCAGGCCCAGCUCUCCAAGCACUGCUCACAGGUGGACUCGGUGCGUGGCUUCGGGGGCAAAUUUGGCGUCCAGGUGGACCGAGUGGACCAGUCAGCCGUGGGCUUCGAGUACCAGGGGAAGACGGAGAAGCACGCCUCCCAGAAAGACUACUCGAGCGGCUUCGGGGGCAAAUAUGGAGUGCAGGCUGACCGUGUGGACAAGAGCGCAGUGGGUUUCGACUACCAGGGCCGCACCGAGAAGCACGAGUCACAGAAAGAUUAUUCCAGGGGCUUCGGCGGCAAGUACGGCAUCGACAAGGACAAGGUGGACAAGAGCGCAGUCGGCUUCGAGUACCAGGGCAAGACCGAGAAGCACGAGUCACAGAAAGACUACGUGAAGGGCUUCGGUGGGAAGUUCGGCGUCCAGACAGACAGACAGGACAAGUGUGCGCUGGGCUGGGACCACCAGGAGAAGGUGCAGCUACACGAGUCCCAGAGAGAUUAUUCCCAUGGCUUUGGUGGCAAGUUUGGGGUGCAGAAGGACCGCAUGGACAAGAAUGCUGCCACCUUCGAGGAUGUGGCCAAGGUGUCGUCCACAUACCAGAAGACGGUGCCCGUGGAGGCAGCCAACAGCAAAGCGAGCAACAUUAGAGCCAAUUUUGAGAACCUUGCCAAGGAGCAGGAGCAGGAGGGCAGGAGGAAGGUGGAGGCGGAGCGCGCCCAGAGGGCAGCCAGGGAGCAGCAGGAGCGGGAGGACGCCCGGCGGCAAAUGGCUGAGCCACCUCGUUCCCAGGAGCCACCUCGUACUCAGGAGCAGAGCCUCCCAGCGGUCCCCUCUCCACAGCCAGCCCAGGAGCAGCCGCCCUCCAGCCCUGUCUACGAGGACGCCGUUCCGUUCAAGGCCGCACCCACGCUGGAGCCUGUGUACUCCGGGGAGGAGGAGCCCGUGUACGAGAGCACCGAGGGCCCCGGCCACUACCCCGCAGAGGAAAACACUUACGACGAGUACGAGAACGAGCUGGGCAUCACGGCCAUCGCCCUGUACGACUACCAGGCCGCGGGCGACGACGAGAUCUCCUUCGACCCCGACGACGUCAUCACCAACAUCGAGAUGAUCGACGACGGCUGGUGGCGCGGCCUGUGCAAGGGCCGCUUUGGCCUCUUCCCCGCCAACUAUGUGGAGCUGCGCCAGUAGCACCCGCGGCCACUCACCGGGUCCCCGGGGCCUCAGAAAUGGCUUUGUUCGGGGUUCCUCCUCCUUUCCUGGCCUCUCACCCAUAGCCAGUGGCCCCUGACAGCCACGCUGGCCUGACCGUCGCCGUGGGGGACUGCCCUGGUGUUCAGAGGACGAGAGGCCGGGCCUGGCAGGAAGCUGGGAUGAGCAAAGCUUCUGGAAAGGGAGGAGGGACGUGUCCAAGGUAGAGCCAUGGGUCCCUGUAGGCCCCGGCCUGGGGAUGUCAGCAGUGUCCCCCACAUGUGGCCCUGAGUCCUGGCUGUGCCGGUGACACCCUCUCUUUCUCUGUCUCUCACACACACACAGCCCGUGUCUGCCGCGGGAAGGAGGUGCCUUCUCUGGCGGGUCGGGACCCGCGUCCUUCCUUCCCUUCCAGGGGUCUCUGCUCUUUCUGCCAAACGAUAAUGCGGUUCGAGUGACCAGAAAGCCC